GUUUCACAGCCCCUUUCCCGGGACCGACCGCACCUCACGGCACCGCUCACCUCCGCCCACCCCCGGCCGCUGCCCCCCUCCCCAGCCCUGCGGAAGAGACUAUAUUUGGGCCGGGACGGGAGCGAGGACCCGCCCUGCCCCAGCCAGUUUCGCCCAGGUACGGGGGGAGGGCACAGCGGGAGGAGGAGCCGCCGCCACCCCCUGCGCGUCGCAGGUGUAACCGGAGCCGGGAGGGCGCGGCGCAGCCACCACCACCUGCGGAACCUGUUGGGCAGCUCACACGGGCUCUGCCGCGCACACAACUCUCCGUCUCCUCUGCCCGCGCCUCUGAGGAUUUUUCCCCGGUAUCUCCGCGCCUCGCCGCCGGCCCGAGCCAUGAAGCCGCUCUGCGGGGCUGCGCUCCUGUUGCUGCUUUGCGCCGCCGUCUGCGCUCAGGACAGCCAGUGCAUCUGCGAGAAGAACAAGCGUGUCACCAACUGCCGGCUGGAAGGCGGUGUCUGCAGGUGCGACUCGAUCGGCUCCCCCGGCGUGUCCGUGAACUGCCAGACUUUGACUUCAAAAUGCCUGUUGAUGAAAGCAGAAAUGAUGGGCUCAAAAUCAGGCCGUCGUGAGAAACCAAAAGAUGCGUUUGAAGAUACUGAUGGCCUUUAUGAUCCUGAGUGCGAAAAUACUGGUGUCUUCAAGGCGAAGCAGUGCAAUGGAACCACCUGCUGGUGUGUGAAUACCGCUGGUGUUAGGAGAACUGACAAACAAGAUGCAGACUUGAAGUGCAGUCAAUUAGUCAGAACAAUGUGGAUCAUAAUUGAAAUGAAACAUGCUGAGAGCAACACCCCUCUGAAUGCUGAAUCUUUAAAGAGAUUCUUCAAGGAAACAAUUUCUAAGCGUUACAUGCUGGAUGGACGCUAUAUAGGUGAUGUUCUGUAUGAGAAACCUUACAUUACAAUUGAUUUGAAGCAAAAUUCCUCAGAGAAAUCUUCUGGAGAUGUGGAUAUAGCUGAUGUGGCCUACUACUUUGAAAAGGAUGUAAAAGGUGACUCUGUCUUUCAUAAUAACCAACUCAAUGUCAGUAUUGAUAAUGAAAUGCUGACGUUUGAGAAGACAGCGGUUUACUAUGUUGAUGAAAUACCACCGGAGUUUUCCAUGAAGUCUCUGACUCCUGGCCUCAUUGCUGUCAUUGUAGUAGUAAUAAUAGCAAUAGUUGCUGCAAUUGUUGUUCUGGUCCUUACAAGGCGGAGGAAAGGGAAGUACGUGAAAGCAGAGGUGAAGGAAAUGAAUGAAAUGCAUAGAGGACUGAAUGCAUAAUUAAAUCCAAUCAAGACACAGCAAGAUUCAAACAAGAGACAACAGAAACAUUUGAGGCAUGGAUCUUAACUCUUAUUUCUCCUGAAUGGAAGGCAGUUGUGCUCACACUAAUGAUUGUUAAAACUCUUAACAGCCAAGACUGGUAACCAUGCUAUUACUUUUACUAUUUGUUGAGAGUUGAAUCUUAAAUGCCCCAUCGUACUGAAGUAGAACUUAACUAUUGCUCCUUGAGAUUUUAUUUUUUUUUAUGAUGAUGAUGAAAUGAGUUACCAACUGCUGUUACUAGAGUUCUGGAGCAUACAUACUUAAAUAGUUAUUUUACCCUCGUGGGAGUUUUAUUGAAAAUAGUGAUUUUUGUAGACGUGUAACAAGGCUGUCUCCCAUAUAACUGAAUAUGAUGUUUUUAUUGCUGACUGUACAUAUUUUAAGUUACUGUAACUUUUUUUAUGACUUGAAUUAAUAAAACUUUGAAACAGG
Molecule: messenger RNA, 1779 nt
Organism: Columba livia (rock pigeon)
Lineage: Eukaryota; Metazoa; Chordata; Aves; Columbiformes; Columbidae
Gene: EPCAM
Product: epithelial cell adhesion molecule
Exons: 9
Coding region: 376-1302 (308 amino acids)
Cellular component (GO): bicellular tight junction; membrane
Molecular function (GO): cadherin binding involved in cell-cell adhesion
Source: RefSeq, a predicted model, not a curated record